Molecule: messenger RNA, 915 nt
Organism: Notechis scutatus (mainland tiger snake)
Lineage: Eukaryota; Metazoa; Chordata; Lepidosauria; Squamata; Elapidae
Product: olfactory receptor 14A16-like
Biological process (GO): G protein-coupled receptor signaling pathway
Cellular component (GO): membrane
Molecular function (GO): G protein-coupled receptor activity; olfactory receptor activity
Source: RefSeq, a predicted model, not a curated record
AUGGAUAAUCAAACCACAGUGGCUUACUUUUUGCUCCUGGAAUUCUCAAAAAAAUGGCAUUUACAGAUGUUACAUUUCUUUUUAUUCUUUGUGUUAUAUUUGUCAAUUGUAAUAGCAAACCUUCUCAUCAUCUCUGCAGUAGCAAUAGAUAAUCGACUUCAUAGCCCCAUGUACUGGUUUCUAAUGAAUUUGGCUUUGCAGGACUUGGGCUCAGUUUCCGUCAUUGUCCCUAAAUCUAUGAUAAAUUCUCUCAUAGACACACGACACAUCUCUUAUUUUGGUUGUGUUGCUCAAGUCUUUCUCUUUGUCUCAUUUGCAGCUUCUGAUUUAUCUCUCCUGACAGUCAUGGCAUAUGAUAGGUAUGUUGCUAUUUGCAAUUCCCUGCACUAUGAGAUGGUGAUGAAUUGGAAAGCCUGCACUGAAAUAACAAUUUUAGUGUGGAUUAUAAGUCUUCUCUAUGGAACAUUGCACACUACUGGCACUUUUUCAAUCCUUUUUUGUUCUAAUGUUGUUAAUCAAUUUUUCUGUGAAAUUCCACAAUUGCUAAAAUUAUCCUGCUCUGGUUUCAGUCUAGUUGAGUUUGGAGUUAUUGUGGUCAGUAUCAUUGUAGGACUAGGUUGUUUUACUUUUAUUAUCACAUCAUAUGUCAUGAUUUUCAAGGCAGUGCUAAAAAUCCCUUCUGAACAAGGGCGGCAAAAAGCCUUAUCAACCUGUAUUCCUCAUCUUACAGUAGUCUUUAUGUUUUUAUUAACUGGAUUUUUUGCCUAUUUGAGGCCUCCCUCUAACACCCCAUCUUACUUAGAUUUUGGGUUGACUGUUCUGUAUUCCCUUCUUCCACCCCUGUUCAAUCCAAUCAUCUAUAGCCUGAGAAAUAAGAAUAUCAAAUUUGUCCUUUAUAAAAUCUUUAAGUUCUAA